CAACAUCGAUUUAAGUUCCAGCUCUAUGAGGGAAGCAAAACAUUAUUAUUUUCGUCGUUUUUAUUUUUUGAUUAUAUAGAAAAGUCAGUGGUCGAGGAACAUGUGAAAGUGGAAAAGCGACAGAGCUUUUCAAGCAGAGUGUAAGUGCACACAGGUUGAACCCAAAAGCGACGCAUAUUUUUGCGAAAGUGCAAAGCAGACGGCGAGAGUGUGAAAAGGCAGCGAAAAGAGAAUAGAGAAAAAAUAUAGCAGCCAGUUUCUCGUGGGCGUGAGUGUGUGUGCGUGUGCCAUAUUGUUAAAUAAGGCAAAUAUAGUAAAACAAACGUAGAAAGAACAGCAACAACAAUGCAUCAGCAGUACCAACAGCAGCAGCAGCAGCAACAACAACAGCAGGGUAACCUUGUUGGCUACAACAACAAAAUGAACGUCUUGCCCAAUUACACGCUCAGCGGAAUGAGCUCCUUUGAUGCCGAAUCGCUGCCAGAUUAUUCAGAAUUUGAUUCCGAAUCGGUAACCCUGGACUAUUACAAGGAAAGUGUUCUACGUCCACCAGCGGAGAAAAUGGCGCCGACCACGACGAUUGAGACCAUCACAAUCACGAGGCCGCUGAAGGUGAUUGCAUUUAUCUGCGGCGUCAUCGUGGUGGCCCUCAUGAUUAUGGCCCUGGCGUCCACAGAUUGGUUAAUGGCCUCGGACUGGCGGCAAGGUCUCUUUGUGCACUGCAUCGAGGAUGAUUCGGUGCCGCCGCUGCCAUUCAAUAUCCAGGAUCCGCCAGGAUGCUACUGGACCCGCGAUGUCGGUUACAUCAAGGCCACAGCCGCUCUCUGCAUCAUCACGCUGAUAACGGACGUCAUUGCCACAGUACUGACAGGUCUGGGCCUCCGGACGCAGAACCAUAAUCUAAAGUAUAAGUUCUACCGUAUAGCAGUAUUGGUGAUGCUUGUAUCCUUGCUGGCCGUAUUGUCCGCCUUGAUCGUAUAUCCAGUAUGCUUUGCCGGCGAACUAACCAUGGCCAAUCGGCGAGUCUGGGAAUUUGGCUGGGCCUAUGGCGUCGGCUGGGGUGCGGCCAUCUUCCUGUUUGGGGCCGUUGUUCUGCUGCUCUGCGACAAGGAGUCGGAGGAGAUCUACUAUAAGGAAAGGAAAAUCGUACAUGAAAACCAAAUGCGCGCCUAGGCAAGGCCGCACGACCUGCCUGACGUCGUUCUGUAGAAUAAGUAUAUAGCAACCAACCGACAACACACACAGACACAUAGAUUUCGAUUUAAAUCAGACUCAAGAACAGAAGCAAUUUGCAGCUAAGCGAAUGUGUUACAAUUAUGAUUGUGUAUAUCAUGACCAUUUCAAACCAAAAAUCCGUAGCCAUCUUACACCCCACCCAACAUCUUAUAGUACUCGGCAUUUGUUUAGAUGACGUUUCCCCAAUGAGUUUAUUUUGCGUUCGUUCGUUUCGAAAGGUAAUCGUAGACAAGCCACAAACACACGACCCACAUCUAUCAUGUAGUCAGUCAGUCAGUCACAUGUAUGUACGUCUAGGAAUUCUGAAAGUUAAUCGCAUUAACCAAAAACCCUUACAUAUAUACAAUUGCAUGCCACAUGAGUUCCGCAGCAUUGUAGGCAACUUUUAGAGCUUGCUUUUCCGUAGAAAACUGAGAGCAGGUGCCAGUUGAAAUUAGACCUCUUACAAUAUUGUACUCAUACUCGUACACAGCUACAUAUACAUAGCAAUGUGUACUCCCCAUGUAUCUCAAUCCUAAUCGUGAGCAGAAUCCAAAUUAGAAUUUGUAUAUGAACGUAAUCGAGAGACUAGAUGUAACCACGACAUAUAAAGCCACAAUGUCAGCCACAUCGUCAUUGUCAACGUUUCAUGCCGAUUACGCUUUCAAAACAUUUGUAUCGAAUAUUAUGAAUUAUGUGUUUGUCCCAGUGUAUUGUGCGGCACACAACACCAAUUGUACUCGAAUAUAUGUGUUGCUCUUUUACCUUUUGUAAAAUAGUUUUACCAAACAGUCCAGUACUCAGCUUGUACUUGUACUAAUGUCCCCGAGCCGUUCAGUUAUUGUUUAAGCCGACUUUUAAGUGUAAUCAUUCGUUUGUAAACUCCUAUUUUGUAAUAAUUUAUUGACACCUCUGUUCUUACCACAACCGAAAACAUAUCACACGCAACUGACAGCAAUAAAACGUUUUUGACACCUUUUGUUAACACUUUAAGACCAAAUAUAUUUUUCUUUUUUUUUUUUGCAUUUUUUGCAUACACGAUAAGUUUGUUUAAGUUGUAAGCCAGCAUAAGGUAUGAGUAUUGGCGAUAUCGCAACAACUAUAACUAAGCCAUCCUUUUUCAUAAUUCAACGUUAUCUCUGGAUUUGUUAGUUUAUCAGCAAAUCAUUCGAAUUCGUCCAUCACAUCUCGCAAUCAGAACAUCUUUAUGUUUCCUUCGUUUUCGUUUUUAAUGAGUAGAUUUUGAUUCAACGCCGAAAUGAAGCGAAGCAAAUGCAACCAAAAUUAAAUGCGACCUAAAUUACAACAAUACAAAGGGAAUAUAUAUGCUUGAACAUCCAUAUAUCCAUAUAUAUAUGAAGACAUUGAACAAAUCGUAGGCAGGAACGUGCGGUGAAAAAAAGACGAAACGAAAACAAUUAUAGCGAGUAUAAAGACGACAAUUAUACCAAAACCAAUUGAAUUAAUUAAACUAUGCUUACAUACACGCAUGUUUAUAUAUAUAUAUAUAGUUAUAUAUAUAAGUUUAACGUAUGUAACAAUUAAUGCAAUUAAAAAAACCAAACGGAAUAAGUAAGAAAGCAACCUAUAACUAACGAAACAAUUAUACUCCAAAAACGAAACUCUACGAAACGUUACAGUUUUCCAUUGUGUAACUAACCAACACAUGAGCGAGGAUCAUUUUGUUUUAACAAGCAAGCAAAAUAUAUAUACAAACACAUAUGAAUAUAUUUA
Molecule: messenger RNA, 2949 nt
Organism: Drosophila mauritiana
Lineage: Eukaryota; Metazoa; Arthropoda; Insecta; Diptera; Drosophilidae
Product: transmembrane protein 47
Exons: 6
Coding region: 346-1173 (275 amino acids)
Biological process (GO): cell-cell adhesion
Cellular component (GO): cell-cell junction; membrane
Source: RefSeq, a predicted model, not a curated record